Messenger RNA from Salarias fasciatus (jewelled blenny), 1658 nucleotides. Its product is annotated as retinol dehydrogenase 13-like. Lineage: Eukaryota; Metazoa; Chordata; Actinopteri; Blenniiformes; Blenniidae. The record is from RefSeq and is a predicted model, not a curated record. The transcript has 7 exons. The coding region runs from base 145 to 1131 and encodes 328 amino acids.
UCUUGCGUGCGCCCUGCAGACAGUUGUUUACAGUGGUCGUGUAGCCCAGAAAUUGCAGACAUUUAGUUAAUAAAUAACGUCGCUUUAAUCCGACUUGAACUGAUAACGCGUCGUUUUAUAGUCAGGAACACGUUUAGUGAGACAAUGCGGAUAAUCACGGCGACGAGCGCCUUCGUGUCCCAGUAUCCUAAAACUAUUGCUGUGAUCACAGUAACAGGACUUGGGCUAUUCGGUGUCAAGAAAUGGAUGGCUGGUGGUGUGUGUCGCAGCAAAGCCCGCUUAGACGGAAAGACGGUCUUGAUCACAGGUGGGAACACUGGGAUUGGUAAAGAAACUGCUGUGGACCUCGCUAGAAGAGGAGCUAGAGUAAUCCUGGCUUGCAGAGACAUGGAUCGGGCCAAUAAAGCUGCAGAGGAUGUGAAAAAGAGGAGUGGAAAUGACAACGUGAUUGUCAAAAUGUUGGAUUUGGCGUCUCUGCAGUCCGUGCGUGAAAUGGCUAAAGACAUCCUCGCCAGUGAGGAGCGGCUGGAUGUCCUCAUCAAUAAUGCAGGUAUCAUGAGCUGUCCUCAGUGGAAGACUGAGGAUGGCUUUGAAAUGCAGUUCGGUGUGAACCACCUGGGCCACUUCCUUUUAACAAACUGCCUGUUGGAUCUCCUGAAGAAGUCCGCCCCGAGCCGCAUCGUCAAUGUCUCCAGCUUAGCGCAUGAAAGAGGACAAAUCUAUUUUGAUGACAUAAAUCAGGAGAAGGACUAUAAGCCCAGGAAAAGCUACGCUCAGAGUAAACUAGCUAAUGUCCUCUUUACAAGAGAGCUGGCCAAAAAGCUACAAGGCACUGGGGUGACGACGUAUAGCCUCCAUCCUGGAGUCAUCAGGACGGAGCUUGGCCGACAUUUCUGGCCCACAAUACCCCUGUGGAGAAGAGUUGUGUUCACACCACUGAUAUAUCUCAUCAAGACUCCAACCGAGGGGGCUCAGACCACCAUCUACUGCGCCGUGGAGGAAAGUCUGAAGGAUGAGAGUGGACUUUACUACAGCGACUGCGCCCCCAAAACAGCGGCCCCUCAGGCUCUGGAUGAUGAAGCUGCCAAGAAGCUGUGGGAUCUGAGCGCCUCAAUGGUCGGUCUGGCAUGACCACAGUGACACUGACGACGACGACGAUGAUGAUUGUCAUCAUCACACUACCAAUGAACUGCCAAGUGGCCAGAGGAGGUAUUGGUGUUGUUUUUAAUGAGCAUCUGUGAAACUGCAACCAGCUGAGCUCGAUCUUAAUGUGAGAGACAAGAUAAGAAAGCACACACACAAAAAAAGAAAAAAAAAAUCACAAGUGAUAGACAUUUAUUCAGAAUAUACAACAAACUACUUGCAAAAAUACUAUGGGUUAAGUUUUUUUUCUCCUUUUAGUCAGAAGCAGUGCUUCACAGGUAAGUCACGUGGAAGCGGUGUGAUCUUUAUGUUUGAUUGCCAUUAGCUUGAAAUGACAUUUUAACUGACAAGAGUGACCAUUGUCUGUGUUGACGCCGGCCUGGAAUGUCUUUUAGUGUUACUUAAAUUGAUCACGUGAGGAGCUGAUGUGCUUAGACAAGUUUUGUAUCACUUGUAAUAGUGACAUUUUCAGGGCUUUUUCCCCCCUCCUGGGCAAUAAAGUGCUGUUACAUGGA